AUCUGUCUUGGCGAGUAUCAAAGCGUCUAUACACUUCGGGAUCCAAACUAUAGUGGAUGCCCAGUUAUCCGUGACAUUGAUUGUUAGUGUCUAAAAAUAAACUACUUUACUGGAUAUCUUUACAUUUAUAUAAGACAACACAGGUUAAAAUAUAGUACGCUCGGUGUCAAGGGAGGUUUUGAGUUGGAGGUUAUAUAACGUUCAGAUUAUAGAGUGACAUAGAAAUAUGGGUGGUAGUCCCUCGUUUCCGAUUGUACCGAUCGCGAAGGAUCGAAUUUUUAUAGUAACGGGAGCGAAUACCGGGAUUGGUUAUGAAAUUGCUAAAUGGUCUGCCAUGAUGGGAGCCACUGUGAUCCUAGCUUGUCGGUCAGAAGAACGAGCAAGAAAAGCUAUGGAGACGAUGCAAGAGGAAUUUAAAACUGAAAAAGAAAAAGGAACAACGGGCUUAACUGAUAGUCCAACACUAGCUAUUGAAUUCAUGAAACUGGACCUUGCAUCGUUUCAGUCAGUGGUAGAAUUUUGUGAGGAAUUUAAGAAAAGUGGCCGUCAGCUUCACGUGUUGUGUUGUAAUGCGGGUCUCGGUGCCAAUUCUUAUAAACAAACUUCGGACGGACUUGAAAUAAUGUUGCAGGUUAAUUACCUUAGUCAUUUCAUCAUCAUUGCAAAGUUAUUAUCGAUAAUGCGACGGUCUGGACCAGAUUGUCGUAUUGUACUUACAUCAAGUGGCUUUCAUAAAGGUGGGACAUUUGACUUGACAACAAUGAAUUAUACUGGCAAUGCCAGAAGUUUUCCGGAUCUAAAUUACUACGGGCGAUCGAAGUUGUAUCAAGUCAUGCAAGCUUUUGCGAUGUCACGCCGGUUUAAAGACUCAAACGUUGCCGUCAACAGCAUGCAUCCUGGUUUUGUGGACUCGGAAUUUUUCAGGGAUGUUACAGGCAUUGCAAAAUGUUGCUUCGCGUGUUUUCGAACUUGUGGUGCUAUGAAAAAUACUUUAGAAGGAGCAACCUGCGGCAUUGACCUAGCUACGAAUCCGAAACAUGCCGGAGUGUCAGGGCAUUACUGGGUGAAUUGUAAGAUCACAACACCAUCUAGCACGUCACGUGACGAGCAAAAACAAGAGAUGCUGUGGAAAGAAACAUUCCCUUUCAUUCAAAAGUACCUGACGGAAGAGGAAAUUGCAGAUAUGGAAGGAAAAUCCCCAAACCGUUUGUAAUUUGAAAUAUAGAAAUUUAUUUAGAGUAAUCAUGGUUUACCAAGCGGAAUUAAUGCCAAGCCUUUCAAAGUA
Molecule: messenger RNA, 1285 nt
Organism: Mercenaria mercenaria
Lineage: Eukaryota; Metazoa; Mollusca; Bivalvia; Venerida; Veneridae
Product: WW domain-containing oxidoreductase-like
Exons: 2
Coding region: 227-1213 (328 amino acids)
Source: RefSeq, a predicted model, not a curated record